This is a messenger RNA of Impatiens glandulifera, 1858 nucleotides long. Its product is annotated as probable hexosyltransferase MUCI70. NCBI's taxonomy places the organism in Eukaryota, Viridiplantae, Streptophyta, Magnoliopsida, Ericales, Balsaminaceae. The coding region runs from base 320 to 1822 and encodes 500 amino acids. The transcript is spliced from 7 exons. The record is from RefSeq and is a predicted model, not a curated record.
CCUUCAUGUAAAUUCGAAGCUCCGAUUCUGAUCCAGAAGUCGUCAAAUCCUUUUUGAAUCAAACCAUCAGUGAUCCUCCGUAAAAUCAUCAGUCGGUGGGUGGGCAUUCUUCAGUUUUAGACAAAAUCGAAUAUCUUAGAGUAACCGGAUCACACUUCAGUAAAUACAGUCGAUGAGCCAAGAUCUCAGUUUUUUCCUGAUUCAUGAGUGAGGAUUGUUCGAGACUGUCUCCAGAUCCAGAAUCUUUUCACUUACACUUCAUUCUUUGAUUUGGAUCUCUCUCUCUAUCUUCAUCUCAAGAAGAACUUUGGUGUGAAACAUGGAAACCGAGUACCAGAGGUCUGUUUCACUAGUAAACCGACGAACUGAGCGCAGUGCUUCCAAUCAGAGUAAAGAAGCUGAAGGAGGAAUAUUUUCGCCUGGGAAAUCAUCUUCAGGUUUCCCACUUAGGAUUAUAUGGAGGAGAGGAUUUAUUCGUUUGGUUCUUGUAGGAGGAAUGGUUUGGAUGUUGAUUAUUCUUUGUGUAUUGCUCUUUCAAAUUUGGUCUUGUCAAUCUUCAAUUGCCUUAUUCUCAGCUAUUUGUAACAGAGAAAGCAAGGUGUUUACUAUGUUAGACUCACUAGGACUUGUACCAAAGGCUCCUCAUCGUUGUUCGAUUCCCGUUGUUGAUAAUCCUGACAAAGUGGCUAUACCAGAUAAAAGAACUCCAAACAAAGUUAUUCAAGAGCUGUCUUAUGUAAUGGAGCCCGGGGUAGCACUUAAUGGGUCACAAUCACCUCAGCUAUUUGGUGGGCAUGAAAGCUGGUUUCAACGAGAAGAGAGCUUUAAAGUAAAAUCAACCAUGAAGGUACAUUGUGGUUUCAUCCCAGGUGGUGGUGCAGAAAUGGAUGAAAAAGAUGUUAAGUAUACAAAGAAGUGUAAAUUUGUGGUAGCUUCCGGAAUCUUUGACGGUUAUGAUACACCUCAUCAACCGUCGAAUAUUAGCUUACGAUCUCAAAAGCUCUUUUGCUUUCUGAUGGUGGUUGAUGAAGUAUCUCUUGACUUCAUCAAGAACAAUGUUACUGUAAGAAAAGAUAGUGAUGGUGGUCAAUGGGUUGGCAUGUGGCGUUUGAUUUUACUUAAGAAUCAACCAUACGAUGAACCGAGAAGGAACGGGAAGGUCCCCAAAAUAUUAACCCACAGAUUAUUUCCUCAAGCAGAAUAUAGCAUCUGGAUUGAUGGUAAAAUGGAGUUAAUAGUGGAUCCAUUACUUAUUCUUGAAAGAUACUUAUGGCGGGGAAAGCACACAUUUGCAAUUGCUCAACACAAGCACCAUAAGAGUAUAUACGAAGAGGCGGAUGCAAACAAACGUAGGAAACGAUACGCUCGACCUCUUAUCGACCUACACAUGAAAAUAUACAGAUACGAAGGGAUGGAGCCUUGGAGCCCCGAGAAAAACACCAUUAGUGAUGUUCCUGAAGGAGCGAUCAUUGUGAGGGAGCACACAACAAUGAAUAACUUAUUCAGUUGCUUAUGGUUCAACGAAGUUGACCUCUUUACCCCGAGAGACCAGCUGAGCUUUGGAUUCGUCGUCUAUAGACUAAAGGGAAUGUUCAAUUUCUUUAUGUUCCCUAACUGUGAGUACAACUCUAUAUUCAUAUUGCACAAUCACACUAGAGAGCAUUCUUCGAAAGUAGAAUGGGUGAAGUCGUUGGAUGAGUUAAAAGGUGACAAAACAGGUUUGAGAGAGAGUCGAGGUGGAUUAGGGUUGUGGACACCAUAUCCGGGUGACCUUAGCUCGAUUGUAUUACCAUCUGUUGUAAGAACAUCUAAAGCCGGUUAAUUUUUGUUCAAAAAUAUUUUUUUCCUUUAUUGUUAC